This is a messenger RNA of Diabrotica virgifera virgifera (western corn rootworm), 1721 nucleotides long. RefSeq lists its product as uncharacterized. Gene Ontology annotation, cellular component: membrane. The transcript has 8 exons. The record is from RefSeq and is a predicted model, not a curated record. Lineage: Eukaryota; Metazoa; Arthropoda; Insecta; Coleoptera; Chrysomelidae. Gene Ontology annotation, molecular function: glutamate-gated receptor activity. Bases 47 to 1636 code for a protein of 529 amino acids.
ACUUUCUUGUUUAGAUACUAUUAUAAACUUACAUUAUAGAAAUGAUAUGACAGAGGAAUUAUCAGAAAUUCUAUCAACAUAUGAAAUUACCUAUGUUGCUGAUUUAGUUGUUGUCGAAAGAGAAGUGUUAAUUCCUGGUAUACCCGGAUUUUUGUCCAACCAUUCGGAAAUAUACCAGCUGUGGACUCACUGUUAUAUAGGUACAGAAAAUAGACCAAACGAAAAAAUGUUAUUAGACUUUUGGUAUUCAAAAAAUAAAUCUUUUGCAUUCAACACCAACCUUUAUCUUGAUAAAUUUACAAAUCAGAUGGGAAGAAUUCUUAAAUUGGGAACUAUGCAUUAUGAACCGUACAACAUUGUAGAUGGUUUCACUCCCGAAGAAUAUAAGGGUACUGAAUCAUCCGCUAUGAAAAUUUUCGCUAAAGAAGUAAAUGCUACAUACAAAUUUGUUAUUAAUAAUCAAGAUUAUUGGGGAGAUAUUUUCGAAAACUGGACAGGAAAUGGAUUACUAGGAAUGGUGGCUGAUGAUACAGUUGAUAUAGCAUUUGCUGCAAUGGGUCACUGGGGGAAACUUCACCCUUAUGUAGAUUUUUCGGUGACGUUUGUGAGAUCAGGAGUCACAUGUAUUGUACCAGCACCUCUGUUGGCAGCAGGUUGGCUUACACCCUGGUAUUCAUAUUCUAAUAGUAUGUGGGCAUUGGUUGGUGCUAGCUUUUUUACUUGCGUUGUUGUGCACUUUAUCAUGACUAUGUUAAAAACUAAAAUGCUUAUUGGCAGUUCAAUAGAUGUAACUAAGAAGUCAUUUGGUAAUUCCAUGCUUGCAAUGGUAAAAAUAUUUCUCGUUCAAUGUGUCGAUGAUGUCGAUUCACCUCCAGGAAGAUACGGGACGUUAUUUAUGGGAUUACUUUUUAUGUAUAGUCUCUUCCUGUCCAGUACCUACAGUAGUGGACUAGCUGCAGUUAUGACAUUACCUAGAUAUGAUCAUCCUAUAGAAACAGUGCAAGAUUUAUUGGAUAGUGGUAUUCCGUGGGUUGCUCCUCACGAAGUUUGGAUUUACUCUAUAUCAACUUCGGAAGUGCCAGUAUUUAAAGCAAUUAUAAAAGCGUUUCUGGCAGAACCAUCAGAAGAAAAAAUGCGAGAAUAUUCUAAAACACGUGACUACACUUUUGCUUUAGAAAGAUUACCACAAGGUGCAUACGGAUUUCCCACAUAUAUUCAUGAAGAUAUAAUUGAAAAUUUUAAACUCCUUAAAGAAGAUUUGUACUAUGAACAACUUGUAGUUAUCGUAAGGAAAAGUUCGGUAUUAAUCCCUGUUUUAAACAAAUACCUCUCAACUGUUUACGAAACAGGUCUUAUUGCCUAUUGGCAAAGUGAGGCAGUUCUUCUAUUUGGAAAUACACAUAUGUCAAGAGCUGUACAAAGCAACACACGAACUAGUACUAUAGGUAAAUUAAAAUGGACUCACGUCGAAGGAGCAUUUGGUGUAUUAAUAUUUGGACAAUUAAUAGGUUUUCUAGUGUUUAUAUUUGAACUUGGAGCUGCUUGGUAUAAAAUCAGCAAAAGACCUAAUCAAAAUCGUAUUAGAGAAACGUACCCAGAUGAUUUAUUAGAUGCAAAAGUUAGAAAACUACAGUAAUAUAUUUAAAAUGUUACAUAGUAGUAAUAACGAGCACUUGUUAGAAAUAUUAUAGAUAUACCAAUAAAGCAGCAUUGAAAAUAUC